Schistosoma curassoni is the source of this 10677-nucleotide messenger RNA. The record is from the annotation of a GenBank genome assembly. NCBI's taxonomy places the organism in Eukaryota, Metazoa, Platyhelminthes, Trematoda, Strigeidida, Schistosomatidae.
AAGAAGUACAAAGUUUCUAAUAAAUUAUCCUAAAUCAAAAGCUUCCGUCCCAUCAAACGGAACUGAAGACUCUUGUUAUGAUACCACUGCUAAUUCAGCUAAUAAUAAUUCAGUGAGCGGAUUUUCAUCUGCAUCACUGGGUAAUUCUGCAUCUAUACCUAGUGGUCUAGACUCUUUAUCUAAUCAAGUGGAUACGGCUGCGUCUGGAAUGAAUAUAGAUGGAUUUUCUUCUGCCCAAGGUUCUACCGGAAUGCUUCUUACGAUAGCAAAUAAUACUGGUGGAGUUUCUGUGUCAAGUGCUUCUACUGGGACUAGUUCAUUUGUCUCUGGAAGUGCUAUAAGUUCAGGUACAAGUCGUUAUUUGGCUGUUAAACGUCGUGUCAGUCAACAGUCACCAGUAAAUGACCAUGAAAUUGAAGAUGUACUAAAUGAAUGGGCAAAUAUGACUGGAUUUUUAUGUGCACUAGGUUCCGUAGCACUUAAUAUACCACCACUACCUCAAGGAUCUUCUUCACUUCCUUCACAAAUAGCUUCAUCGGGUUAUUCAUGUGACCAAACCAAAACCAAACCUCAACAAAUCCACUGUCCUCAUUAUCAUUAUUGCUCUCAGCAUUUAUUGGAUCAUGUACAUCAACAUUUUGAUCCUAAUUGUCUACGUGCAAACUAUUUCCUACAGUCUCAUCGCACUAAUUUUAUUAAAAGUACUAACGAUGUUGAUCAAACAGAUGAAUCUCAUAAAUGUCAUUCAUUUCAUGGCGCCUGUCUUAGUGAAUUAACUGCUGCAAGACGUCUUUCACUUGUUCAGUCUAGUUUAAAUCAAGAUAACCAAUUCUCACCCGUUGCUCAGUUUAUUGGUAAUCUUCUACUGCUUAUCAGUUGUCAACAUGAGAAAUUUGGGCAUCAAAUACAAAAACAUGUUAAAGAAUCAAUUGGAAAUGAAUUAAAUCCCUUGAUUUAUCCAAUUUUAUUCAAUCAAUUACGUAAUCAUGUGGAUGCAUGUUUUUCAGGACAAGGGCAACAACAAGUGGUUGUCACAGAAACCAAUACAUUAUUUAUUGAAAAUGUGAUCUUUAUUAUGCGUAGUAUAUUAGAUAAACGAACUAAAUCGGUUGAUCGAUUAAGUGAUCAUUUAGAAUUAGUUAGUAUAGAAAGUCUUAUGUUAAAUAUUGUUAGGUACGUUCGUCAUUUGGAAUGUGUACAUUCCCUUCAGAUAAAGAUUAAAGUUUGUCAAUUAGUACAGAAAAUGAUGGCCAGGCGUGAAGAUUUAGCAUUUAGACAGGAGAUGAGAUUUCGAAAUAAAUUAGUAGAUUACCUUUGUGAUUGGAUCAUGGGCAGUAGCUAUCAUCUUAAUCUUUCCGUACAAACAAAUUACUUAGCUAAUAAUUCAACAGGAACAACAAUCACAACAACAAUGUCUACUGCUACUACUGUUGCUUCUUGUAAUAACAGUAACGUUUCCGGAGUGUUUGGAUUAUCAAAUACCUCAGUAGCUAACUCUCUUACAUCAGAAUUCAAUGAAAACAUUUCCUUGUCUAACUCAUCACUAGUGAAUCCACCAAUUUUCCUCCCAUCCGGAGUAGGCAUACCCAUAAGUCAAAGCCAGAAUAAUUCUAUUGCGAUAACAAGCCACAAUGCACAAUUAGCGUAUUCAAACAUUGUACCUAGCAGUGGGAUCGGUGGAAUGGUUGUAAACUAUGGUGGUGUUCAUGGUAACAUUACUGGUUAUCAGGGUGUCCCAUAUUGCGGCCCGUUAACGUCAGGGAACUUUGGACUGAUGAACUAUGGAUCCCAAAGUCAGUCAUCAGUAAAUGCUUGGAAUCGAUCCGAUAUCUUGGAUUAUAAUUGUGCAUGGGAUAAUGCAACACCGAAUUCAGGUAUUGGUGUAGGGUUAAUUGCUCACGGACCAUUUUCUAACAGCCCAUUUUCACCCUAUUUUAAUACUUCAGAGUUAACUAGCUUCAGUAGUAUGCCAUAUGGAACUGUAAACAAUAAUCGACUUGUAACUGGUGGAUUAAGUUGUAUUGGACAGUCACAAUCUUGGAACGUUGCAAAUAGCAAGUCAACUGCUUUGUCAGGAGCAACGUCAUGUCAAAAUUACAUAUCAAACAGUGGUAAUUCUUUAUCUACUGUUUCUAGUUCAUCUGGAUUUAACAGUAUUAGUGGUCAAAUCAAUGUAAUGAAGUAUGGAAGUAAUAUACCUACAUCCAAUGUUAGUAGUAUAUCUUAUUCUGGACAAUCGUCUGUCGCAAGUAUUUGGUCAGGUGCAAGUGGCAUCAAUUAUGCUUUGUAUACAGGAACGAACACUACUUCAGCUCAUGUACCAGCCAUUGCAGUCUCUGCUGUCACAACUUUAAGUGUUGGAGGUUAUUCUUCCAAUGUUCCAAAUAUAACUUCAACUGCCGGUAUAGUAGCACAAACUGCCGCUCAAACAAGGGAAUUAGAUCUUGCAUGUAUGGAAGCUGUAGCUGCAUUACUCCAUGGUAUGCCAUUGCAACCAGAAGAAAUUGACCGAGCAGACUUAAUGGAUGCUAAAUCUCAUUUGUUUGCUAAAUAUUUCUCACUUUUUAUGAAUCUAUUAAAUGAUGUGGCAGAUGAUCGUGAAAAAGGUGCUGAAAUAAGACAAAAUCAUACAGCUUUACGUAAUGUUACAGUUCAAGCAAUGUCAAACCUUUUAAAUGCUAACAUUGAAUCUGGAUUAGUUCACGCGAUAGGUUUGGGUUAUCAUAGAGAACCACAAAGUCGAGCUGCAUUUAUGGAAGUUCUGACAAAAAUUUUACAACAAGGCACGGAAUUCGAAACUCUUGCAGAAACAGCUUUAGCUGAACGAUAUGAGCGUUUAGUUGGUUUAGUGACUAUGGUUGGUGAAAAUGGAGAACUUCCGAUAGCUAUGGCUCUUACCCAAGUUGUUUCUUGCAAUAAUAUGGAUGAAUUAGCUCGAGUUCUCGUGACAUUAUUUGAUGCUAAACAAUUACUAUGCCAAUUAUUUUGCAAUGUAUUUUCUAAAGAGCUGGAAUCAGCUGAUAGUAUGCAAGCACCAUUACGUGGUAAUACAAUGACAAGUAAAAUAAUGAACUAUUGUUUUAAACAAUUUGGACGCGAUUAUUUACAAUCGGUGUUAGGUCCAGUACUUAUGGAGCUAGUUAGACGAGAUGCCGGAAAUUCAGGUGCUUAUGUAACUUUGGCACCGCCGCCACCACCACCAGUGAUAGCUACAAUUGUAGGAAAAAAUGAUAUCAAUAAUAAACCAGUCAACACUAUCAAGAGUGACAAUAUUCCUAACUACAACUGCAUGCAACUAUUAGGUGAAAUGUCAUCAAUUAGUACGAAUGAAUUGUUGGAAGAUAUAACAAAAUUCAAUCAAAACAAAUCGAACUUAUCCUACGAAGUAGAUCCAAGACUUUUGCAAUCAAAUGAAAAUCUGGAAGAUAAUCAAAACAACUUGAUUUUUGCAACUGAAUUAUUAUAUAAUAAAUUAAUUAAAUCUGUGGAUAGUUUCCCAUCUAGAUUACGAUGUAUGUGCAGAUGCUUAUACAAACUAAUUGGUCAUUUAGGCUAUGGAAAUCAAUCUACUGAUCAAGCAUUAAAUGUUUUGUCGACAGUUGUAUUUUUACGAUUUAUUAAUCCAGCUGUUGUAUCUCCGUAUGAAAGCGGAAUAUUGGAUUUUGAACCGCCAAGUCGUGUUAAACGUGGUCUUAUUCUGAUUGGGAAAAUGAUGCAAAAUAUUGCAAAUCAAUUACUAUUUACCAAAGAGCCGCAUAUGCGUAUAUUUGAUUCAGUUCUACAGAAACACUUUGAAUCAUGUCGACAGUUCUUUAAAUCGAUUGUUGAAGAGUCUACGAAACCUGAUAAAUCGUUGGAUCCUUCUACAUUCAACGGACUAUUAGAUCCUUUAAUAAACAACACUAGUCAGUUAGUUGUCUCCUCUUCAUGGUUAUCCGGUGCAUAUCCUAACUCAUCAACUGCAAAUCCUCUAGAAGCUAUUGCUCCACUAACAAGUGAUAAUGUUUCUUCAGUAUCAGUUUGUACAAAUACAGGUGGUGGUGGCGGUGGCGUCGGAGGAGGUGGAGGAAGUUGUAUGAUUUCUUUUAUUUCCGAUGAUCUUAUACAUGCUUUACAUCGAUUAUUAUUUACAAAUCAAAGUAAAAUUGGUGAUUACCUAGCUAGCAAUCGUGAUUGGAAAGCUGUUGGCAGACAACCAUAUGACAAAAUGGUAACUUUAUUGGCACAUCUAGGUCCACCUGGGCAUAAAUCUGUUGAUUGUAUGUGGAAUUACUUGGAUAUACCAUCGACGAGAUUAGAAGACUGGGUACUACGGGGUUACCAGUUUCGUGACAGUGAAGAAUUUAAACAUUUGAAAAAUGUGAAUGCAUUUUACCAAGCUGGUAUUAGCCGAUUAGGCAAUCCAGUUUUUUACUACAUCGCUAGGCGAUAUAAAUCACGAGAGUAUCAGCGCGUGGAAUAUCCAUUCAUUAUAUGUCUAGUUUCAAUGACAUUAGAUGCUUAUCGUAAUAAACCUUUUGAAGUUGUCAUUGAUUUCACUCAUACAUCAGUUGAAAACCGAUUUAAGAAUGACCUUUUAAACAAAUGGGCUAAUAUCAUUGGGCCAGUUCUACGUGAAUAUCUUGUUGCUGCAUAUAUUUACAAUUGCAAUUCAUGGGUUCGUGAAUAUACUAAAAUACACGAUCGGUUUUUCUCACCAAUCAAGGGUUCCAGAAAACUUGUUUUCAUUGAUCACCCAUCGCGUUUAAAUGAAUAUAUUGAACCGGACCAACAAAGACUUCCUGCUGGAACAUUAGUUUUAGAAGAAGAUUUACGUGUUUUUAAUGGAGCUUUGAAAUUAUCGCAUAAAGACACGAAAGUAGCUAUCAAAGUGUGUACGAAUGCUAUUCAAGUUACUUCAACUGAAAAAACGAAAGUUCUUGGUCAUUCAGUUAUUUUGAAUGACGUUUAUUAUGCUUCAGAGAUCGAAGAAGUUUGUUUAGUUGAUAACAACCAGUUCACACUAACUAUUUUAAAUGAUAAUGGUCCAUUAUCUUUUAUACAUGAUGCAUGUGAUUCCAUUGUUCAAGCUAUUAUACACAUACGUACAAGAUGGGCAUUAUCUCAACCGGAUACACCAGCAAUUCAUGCCAAGAUCAAGCCACGUGAUGUUCCUGGAACUUUGCUAAAUAUAGCAUUACUUAAUUUAGGCAGUUCCGAUCCAAAUCUGCGAUCAGCUGCCUACAACUUACUUUGUGCUUUAACACAAACAUUUAAUUUGAAAAUCGAAGGACAAUUACUAGAAACUAAAGGAUUAUGUAUUCCUGGGAAUAAUACACUAUUUAUUACAGAGAUAAGUAAUCGUCUAGCACAAUUAGAACCACAUUUAACAUUAGAAUUUCUUGAAGAAUGUAUACAAGGAUUUAGUCGUUCAAGUAUCGAAAUGAAACACUUGUGUUUAGAAUAUAUUACACCUUGGUUACCUAAUUUAACACGUUUCUGUCGUUCGGAUGAUGCUAAACGACAAAAAGUAAAUGUUAUAAUUGACAAGUUGAUUACUUUAACAAUUGAAGAAGAACAAAUGUAUCCGUCUAUUCAAAUAAAAAUUUGGGGAAAAUUAGGUCAAGUUCCACAACUUUUGGGACUUGUUCUAGACAAUUUUAUACAACGUUCUGUUAGUUGUGGAUUAGGCAGUUUACAAGCAGAGAUAAUGGCUGAUACAUCAGUUGCGCUGGCAGCUGUAAACAAACAACUUGUAUCGAAGAAAGUAUUAUCUAAACUGUGUCGUUUUAUUGAAAAGACAUGUUCUGCUCCAACAACCCUAUUGGAACAACAUCCAUUGUGGCCAGAAACUGCGCCAUUGCUACGGUAUUUAUUAAUGUUAUCAUUCAAUAAUUGUUUAGAUAUAUGUACACAUUUGCCUCGGUUAUUUCAUAUUGCUACUUUAUUGGUGUGUACUGGUCCACUAUCUCUGAGAGCAUCUGUACAUGGAUUUGUGAUCAAUGUUAUACAUUCAUUGUGUACUUCAUCUUUAGCUAAACAAAUUUCUGAAAAAACAGUUCAUCAGCUUCGUCAACUUCUUGCAGAAUUUACUCUGCCCAAAUUCUAUGAAGUGUUUGGCAUACAACAUGUUAAAUGUGCACCUAUUAGCGCAUUUCCACAUUUUCGUCCAGGUGAACGAUCUGGUUUAAUAAUUGGAUCAGCUGGACCUAAUAAUUCAUCUCAUACAGGCUCUGUGGCGUUAAAUAUUCCACCGCUUACCGGUCAUAUUGGAGUUAUAUCAAACCUACAUCAUAGUCAAGGGAGUAGUAGCAGUAUUAGUAGUAAUUGUAGCGGUGGUACAUGUACAUCAAUGUCAGUUGAUGGUGUAGAUUUAAUCAGUGCUAAAAAAGAUACAAGUUUACAAAGUUCUGAAUUGAAAAAACCAGAAUUCACUCGAAAUACUCAUCCAGUUUUAGUAAGGAUUAGUGAUAAUUGUGAAGAGACAAACCUUUAUCAACGAAUGAUACCAACAUCUAUUGAAACAUCUCAACGUACCAGACAAAUUAAUGAUUCCUUAGACAAUUAUGAACGAAAUCCAUAUAAUCAUCCUCACCAAAAACAACAUUCAUUUUCAACUGACAUGUUCAAUUUAAAUCCAGGAAAUAAAGCUAAUUCCACUUUCUCUGAUAAUUAUUCAUUAAGAUUAAAUCAAACAGGUCAAUUUAUUGUACCGCAUUUAUUUAAUCCUUGUACAAGCGUACCAUCAUCAUCAUAUUUACCAAAUCACGCGAUAUCACAACCUUUAGAUAGUUUAGAUAACAAACCUGAACGUUUAUCAUUGAGUUCAUUGGAAUUUCUUACUGAUACAUUAUUAGAAAUUAUGAGUUUAGUUAUUAAAGAAGUGCCGAAAUUUACUCAUUGGCUUGAUCAAUGGACACAAUUAGCACGAAAAUUCGCUUUUCAACAUAAUCCAGCCUUACAACCUCGUGCUAUCAUUGUUCUCGGAUGUAUUUGUAAACGUUUUACUGAUACGGACAUUAAACAAUUAUUACGUAUAAUGUCUAGAGCAUUAGCGUCAUAUGCAAAUGAAUUGAACAUGGAAAAAGAUCUACGACAUAAAACUGUAAAUACUGGACAAGCAGAACUCUACCUCAUUGAAGCAAUAAUUAUUUGUUUAACAAGGCUGUUACCGCUACUGCCAUCAGAUUCGGAAACACAUCAGCCAUUAUUUUGGAUUGCAUUGGGUAUUCUACAAUUAGAUGAAGUUUCUUUGUAUGCGGCUGGACUAGCUUUACUUGAACAAAACUUAUUAACAUUAGAUCAGAAUGGAACAUUUGAACGUGAUUCAUUAAGCAGUAUUAUGAUGCGAUGUCGAGAACAAUUUAUUCUACAAUAUAAACAAAUGGAUCAUGCUGUUGGUCUUAGUUUCCGCGAUAGCUUUCAUUUCGCAUUAGUCGGUCAUCUAUUGAAAGGGUUUCGUCAUCCUGAUGUAAAAACUGUUGCUAGAACUAUACGUGUGUUGAAUCUACUAUUGGGUAUUACUGCAAAACCAAUUAAUCGUGAUAAAUAUCAAGUUAGUCACGAAAGUAUAGCUUAUCUAACAGCCCUGUUACCAGUAUCCGAAGAAGUACGUAAGCGAUGUCGAUUGAAAUUUCGUAUACCUGGUACACUUGUUGGUACAAAUGAACAAGAAUUAAAUAAAAAUUGUAAUAACAAUAAUAACAACAAUAAUACCACAAUGAUAACAAAGAAUUCUUCCUCUUUCACAAAUGCAACAAUAUACUCAACUAAUCAUACUGAUUGGGGUGGAUCUAAUGAAAGCUUACUUGAUACUUUAUCAUCACCUCAACAGUCGAAUUCACGUGGUCAUAAUUCAGUUAGUCUCAUCAAAUCAUUAUUGCCAAAUAAUUUUAUUCAAUCGAAUUUUAAUCAGAAAAUUAAUCGCCCACGAUUUGAGUCAAAUUAUACAAGUAACUUAUUGUCAUCAGACAAUAAUACAACACAACAACUGAUUCGUUUAUCAAACGAUCGUCAGAUAACAACUAAUACGAUAUCAGAGAUGAAUCAAGUCCAACAAUCAUGUCACCAGUUUCCUAAACGUCAUACAAUUUUAAGUGCAACAGACAGUUUGCGUUCACGUUCUAUUGAUGAAUGCAUGCCAAGUGGUAGUAUUAAUUCGAACACUGAACAACGAUCAGGUAAUGUUUUGAGUCAAAUUAGAGAUGAAACAGUCGAUAGUCAGAAUAUGAAUGGAAGCGAAUUUGAUGAUGUCAGUGAAGAUAGAAAUCAAAUUAAUCAACGGGAGCAGUUGUUACCUAACCCCAUUCAAACUGAACACAAGACAUCGACUGGAGUUCUUCUUGAUCCAAGUAUUCUUACAGACGAAGCAACUCAAGCUUUAACUAUUGCUGUACUGACGACUUUGGUACGUUAUACCACUGAUGAGAAUGAGUCAAGAGUACUGUAUGAAUUUUUAGCAGACGCUUCUAUGGUUUUUCCUCGAGUAUUUCCUGUCAUACAUAGUUUGUUGGAUUCAAAGAUUAAUUAUGUUCUAACACAUUGUCAUGAUCAAAAAAUUUUAAGUGCUGUUCAAAGUAUCAUACAGAAUAUGAUUGGUAAUGGUGAAACAUCUGUACAACAAUUACACUAUUUACAAAGUAUCGGUUUUGGAGGUCUAUGGAGAUUUUCCGGGCACUUUUCUAAGGCGAAUCAGAACGCUGAUACUGCUCAGUUAUUUGUGAACUUUCUUGAAGUUCUGAUUGAUUCACAUUUACCAGGAGAAGAUUUAAGGACUUCGUAUACACCAGUUUUAGGCUUAGGAAAUACAGGUCGAGCCAGUAAUCUCUCAAGUGAUUCCUCCUUAAGUUUAUCUAGUGUGCACGGCCCUAUAAAUGAAGUAUCAACUGUUUCUGUCACUUCUUCCAUUACAUCUGCUGUAACUACUGCAGCUACUAAUGUAGACCCAUCCGUAAACAGUGAAGACAGAGAUGGACCUAGUUCAAUAUCACCCAUUACUUUGGUCAACGUUCCAUGUGUUCUAUCAAAUAAUGAUUCUGAAGAACUGAAAACAAAUUUCUCUACUAUUGGCUCAACACCAAAAGAUCAACAAGAUUUAGAUUCUGAAUAUUUCUCUUCUAGAGGAAGAUCUGGGUCAAAUGUCAGUGGUUUUGAGCAUAUAAUAAAGUGAACAUUCUGGAUAGAUAAUAAACAUAUUCCCACAAUUAAUUGAAAUGUAAUACAUACUUUGUACACACGGCAUAUUCAUUUAAUUGACUUUAAUUACUCAAUCACUUAUAAUUACUGAUAUUAAAUACAAGACAAAUGAACACAAAUCAUUUUUUCAUGAUGCUAAAUGUUGAUUAAAAACCAAAAGAAGAUUUGUUUACAAAAGAAAAAAAAGUAUUCAUUCCUUUUUUCUUUCUCUUCUAUACUCUCUCUCUCCCUCUUUAUCUGUUUACUUUCACUACUUUUGAAUAAGUAGUUAACCAUUUUAUCUACUGUAUGUAUAACUGAAUAGAUUUCAACAUAGAACUAGAUACUUUCCUGAUCAAAUUACAUUUAUUUGUUCUUCAGAGUUUAUCUAUUAAGAUGGAAAGUUUUGUUCAUUGAUUAUUUUUUUUUUAAUUCAUUAUUUCCAAAGAAGAAAUUCCUAACCAUGUAUUACAUACUUGUCAACAUAAUUCUAAAUAAUAUUUAAUUUAACACAUCCGAGUGAAUUUCAAAUUCAUUUGUUUGAAUCUAUGACAAUUUAUUUAAUAUUACCGGAAAUUACAUUUUUAAACUUCAUUAUCAUCAAAUCUUUUGAGGAUAAAUUCAUUAACAAUAAAGCCAAUUUAUGCAUUUAACUAAUUUACGUGUAUAUUGUAUUAAAAUAUAAAAAUCUAAGUGUUUACAUUUCUAUACAUUUUUUUUCAUGAAAAAGAAUUAACCUAAACUUCUAUCUUAUUUUUCUUAAUAACAAACAAUCAUUGAAGAAAUAUUUCAAUCACUCUAUUCCUGACAACAACAAAAUGUUUUUGUGUAAUAGAACAUUACCAUUGUGCUUUCGUUCGUUGUCAUCAUUUUUAUUUUUAUUUUCUGAACAUUUACACUCAUCAAUCAAAUUAUAGUGUAUUUUGUUUUCUGUGCUUUUUUUGUGUGGUCUAACUUGUUGUUGUUUCUUCUCUUAGCUUCAACUUUAUUUGCUUCUUUUCAUUGGUCAAAUAAAAAAUAAUCAACAAAUUAUCUGGUUUUAUUUUCUAUCACUAUGUGACGACAGUUAUAAUGACUAUUAUUAUGAUUAUUCAACUAUAUACGCAUCGACCCAAACAUGAGUAAGAGUAAAGUUUCAAUGACCUAUUUUUAAUCUUUCUUGUCCAGAUUUGCUUAUUAUUUAAUUUCAUAUAACUGAAAAAUUCUGCAUUUCUAUAUUGAUGUCCUUGUGAGUGUUUGUGUAUAUUUAUAAUUGUCUAUUUGAAUUUCAGAAAGUAAUCAUCAAAAAAAAGACAAAGUAAAGAUGAUUUCAUUCAAUAUUUUUCAAUGUUUUCAUUUUAUAAAUUAUUAUAACUUGUUCUAUAUCAUUCUGCUUUUCAUUGUCUUUAACAUUUGAUGUUAUUUUCCAGUGCAUGUGUACUGUUUCACUUCUAUUAUAUUAUGGGAUAUCUGUGUGAACCCAUGAUGAGAAUUAUAGUGAUAAUCAAACAACUUUCCAUAAAUAAAACAUUCAAUUGAUGGCUG